AUGUCAGCGAGCCCCCGGAAGUCGAUUGACAGCCUAGCCUCGGGCGCAUCGACUCCUUCUUUAUCACACUACUCGUUCAACCAAAUUGAAUCUCCCCGCGGCUCGUCUCACCGAUACCCCCUGAGGAGAGGGUCGACCGCCAGCUCGAUUGUGAGCAUCGGCGGAGUCCUCGAUCCUUCCAAUCGACAUGGAGCGAUAGCGGAAUCGGGACAAAAUGCCAUUUCUACGCUUCUUCAACCUCCGAUUGUCCGCACCGGCCUCGUCCCUCAUUCUCCAGCCGCGGCUGGAGGCUACAAACCUCCGAGCACUCGCGAUAUCCCUCCCGUCCCCUUGACGAAUAUCCCCCAUGUCGAUCGUAAAGCCUUCGAACCGUACUUGAGCCAAGUGGGGUCGUUGUAUGAGGUCUUCCAGGAAGCAAAGGAGAGCAACGAGCAGGAAUCACAACUAGCGCGGGCAGGCAAAACUACACCGAGGGCGGACGAGCAGGACACCCUGAGUCCGAGGACUUUCGAACGUCGGUUAUCUGGAGUCUCAACCCACUCCCGUUCAACCUCUCCAUACUCGACAGGCCGGAAGAGGUCGUCGAACCGCGGCCGUACACCCGCAGUGACCCCCUUGUCAACAAUUCCGCCGGUCUACUUUGAGGAUGACUUUCAUCUCGAGAACCCCCGAACGUUUGAUGUGGUAUCGGAGAGAUCUGAGGUUGUCACACCUCCCAAAGCACCGAGCAAAGACAACAAGGUGGACAUUAUUGAGCCAGCGCCGACUGGGAGGAAGGCACUCGCAACGAAUGCGAUCCUGCAGGAGAAGCUGUCUUGGUACAUGGAUACCGUGGAGAUCCACCUGAUAUCGUCUAUAUCGACAGCCUCCAAAUCGUUCUUUACCGCUCUCGGAUCGCUACGUGAAUUGCACGCCGAAGCUGCCGAUUCAGUCAAGCGGAUCCAGGUGCUGCGGAAGGACCUCCAAAAGAUCGACAAGGAAAUGGCUCUGGGGGGCUUGAAGAUUGUGAAUCUGCGACGCCGAAGAGAAAAUGUUCGCAUGCUUUCUGAUGCCGUCGCUCAGCUUCGGGACGUCGUCCAAUCCGUUACCCGGUGCGAGGAGUUGGCCGAGGAUGGAAAUAUCGAGGAAGCAGCAGAUGGCUUAGAGAAGGUUGAAAAGUUGAUGGCGGGAGACUACACUCCAGAUCAGCCGGAAGGCGAACAGCGGAGGACUGUUGAUUUACGCAGACUCAAGGCGUUGGAGGGUGCAUCGAACGAACUCGACCGAUUGAGGUAUCAGAUCGGCACAGGCUAUGAGAAUCGCUUCUUAAACGAGCUUCUCGGUGAUUUGAGGCGGCACGUUGACAACGCACCGUUGACAGCGACAGUGCAGAGAUGGGGCUAUUCAUUCUCGCGGCAGCGCGGCAGUCAGCGAUCUAGUGUUGCCGAACCACCGGCGUAUAUGUCCAUCGACGAAAGGUUCCGAUCUCAGCUACGCUUGCAUCUUACUGGACUCGCUCGCGUGCAUCAUACCACAACGGCCGCGACUGCGUUCAAAACUGCCAUUCUGCGAGAAAUGAAGAGCUUGAUUCGCAGACACAUGCCGAGCAGCAAUGACGACGACAACGAGUCCAUGGUAUCAGUUUCUACCCAUCGGUCUCACCAGCUUAGCUCGCAGGAGAAGUCGUCUAUCCUUGCUCGCAACCUCCGCGCCAUGGACGCGGAAGACUCAUACAACAUGCUCGCCCAGGUGUAUACUGGUGUCAGCGAGUCAUUACGCAGGCUAAGUGUCCAAGUCAAGGUCCUUCUUGACAUAGCCAGUGGAUUGGGAAGCUUUCAAAGCCCAAAGUCUCCCAUUGGAAAUGGUCCGCGGGACUUAUCGCAUGCAGCUCAAGACGAGAUCCUCCAGGUCUUGGACAUGUCGAGUCUGCUUGGCCAAGCGGUGGACAUUGCUCAGUCUCAGGCGACCAAAGUGUUGAAAGUCCGUUCUGAACAGACGGCUAACCUGUCGAAAGAAGAUUUCGUCAAGUACUUUACCCUGAACCGACUUUUUGCGGAUGAAUGUGAGGCGAUCUCUGGUCGAGGCGGCACUGCGUUCAAGACCGCCGUUGGCAAUCAGAUCCGUGACUUUAUCAACCGGUUUGGCAACGACCAACGGCACCGCAUCGUGCAGGUCAUGGAUUCUGACCGUUGGGACGCAAAAGACUUUGGUGAAGCCGAGUCGGAGAUCCUGGACCGCAUCUUGGGUGCCAGCACCAAAGAUAUCAAUCUCUGGGUUAACGCCUCUAAGAUAUGGGUGAUUCAGGAGCGAAAGCCAUCAGAUUCGACUGCAGUCAAUGGGACAAAGGAGAAGGAAAAGACGCGAACAGCAGUAAUUGACGAGCAAAAGUACAUUCUUUCCGACUCGGCAAUGGCGAUGAUGAGGAGCAUUGAAGAGUAUCAGUUUUUGAUGGCAAACAUACCCAACAUGAUACCCGACAUCUCCUCUGGUCUUUUAGAGUCACUGAAGCUAUUCAAUUCGCGGUCGUCACAGCUGAUUCUAGGCGCGGGGGCUACCAGGAGCGCUGGCCUGAAGAACAUCACCACCAAACACCUCGCUCUAUCGUCGCAGGCUUUGAGCUUCAUCAUCGCGCUGGUCCCGUAUAUCAGAGAGUUUGUCCGCCGGCACUCGCCGCCUAGUUCUUUGAUGGCCGAUUUCGACAAGGUGAAGCGACUAUACCAAGAACACCAGUCCGGAAUUCACGAAAAGCUUGUGGAUAUCAUGGGCUCUCGGUCGUCCAUUCAUGUCAACGCGAUGCGACAGGUCGAUUGGGAUACCAGCUCGCGACCUGCUGGCGUUAGCCCGUAUAUGGAGACCCUGACCAAGGAGACGGGGACACUGCACCGUGUGUUGAGCAAACACCUGCCGGAAAUGACCGUCAUGAUGAUCAUGGACCCGGUGUUUAACAGCUACCGAGAUCAGUGGACCCGAGCGUUCGAUGAAGCUCAAAUCAAGACGGAAGCCGGAAAGCAGAGGCUACGCCGCGACGCAGAACACUUCCAAGCAAAACUGAGCAAGAUAGACGGAUUUGGAGACUUGGGAGAACGUCUGUUAGAAUUGGUCGACCGGAAGACGAUAGAAGCGCCAGCGCAGGAGCCACCAAACGGCUCUCCCAAACAGGGUUCUCCUCAAACCCCUGCACAAGACGAGGCUAAGGCCUGA
Messenger RNA from Aspergillus mulundensis, 3180 nucleotides. RefSeq names its product vacuolar protein sorting-associated protein 54. Gene Ontology annotation, biological process: Golgi to vacuole transport; retrograde transport, endosome to Golgi. Gene Ontology annotation, molecular function: syntaxin binding. Gene Ontology annotation, cellular component: GARP complex. The record is from RefSeq and is a predicted model, not a curated record. Lineage: Eukaryota; Fungi; Ascomycota; Eurotiomycetes; Eurotiales; Aspergillaceae. The coding region runs from base 1 to 3180 and encodes 1059 amino acids. The transcript has 3 exons.